Molecule: messenger RNA, 1785 nt
Organism: Aegilops tauschii subsp. strangulata
Lineage: Eukaryota; Viridiplantae; Streptophyta; Magnoliopsida; Poales; Poaceae
Source: RefSeq, a predicted model, not a curated record
AUGGACGCCAUGUGCGUCCACCCACGCUUGACGCUGCCAACGGAGAUGCCCCAGUUCGACAAGGGGUGGUCUUGCACGAAGUUCACUGAUGAGCGGGUGACGUUGGUGUUGGAGCAGAUGAAAUCUGACAUGAAGCCAGGCAACGCGAAGGCGGCGAUGGUGACUGGGGCCAUGCUUCUUAGGGAAUUCUUGAUGCUGCGCGUGGCCCCGCUUCAGGCGCGUACGCGCCCCUUGUGGAGGCUUGGGGACGAAGAGGACAAGGUUCGCCUGAGCUCGGAAGCCUUGCCUGACGGUGAGCUGGCUGCAGCUCUCCGCCUCUUGGUCGGGGACGACCAGGAUUACCAGCCAAGCGUCUUCAUUCCCUUGUUCUGCCGCAAGGAUGGAGCGCAGGUCGUGGCUGCCAGGCCGACCUUUGACGGGCGCGGACUAGUGCCGCCGGCGCCCACCGGGGCCCCUGUGGCGCCGGCGCCGGUGGAGCUGCCUUCUGACAACGACGAGGCCGACGCCUGCCAGGAGAAAGGGGAGCCGCCCGUGGUCCCGAUGAGGGGCAGGCCGCCGCCUGCGGCGAAGAAGAGGAAGGAGGAAGCCGCGGCCCCGCCCGGGGCCGAACCUUCUACAGCAGCUGCACCCCCCUCCGUGGAGAAGGGGAGCGACGGCACUCGCACCUCCUCGAUCCAGUCGCCCUCGCGAGGUCUGGAGGAGCAUCCUCAUGGGGGGACAGCCCUCGUGGCCCUGCUGGCUCUGGAGGUGUUGGUGUCCAGCCCGGCUGCCAGGGUCCCCAAAGUUCAGAAGCCCCCGGUCUCCCAGGCUCUGGUGACGGCACCAUGUCCUCCUCCUGCUGCGCCAGUGCUUCCAGGUUCCUCUGUUUCUCCUGAUGUCUUGGAGCGCGCCCUUUUGGAAAUGGCCCAGCUGCGAGAAGAUCUCCAGGGCGCCGACUCUCACCUGGUAGCCGGGCGCCUGGAGCUGGUCUCCGGCUGGCUUCAUUCCGACGUGUCUGUACAAGUGACGGUGAGCCAAGCCGUGGCGGCCUCCGAAAAGGAGAAGCAAGCCAGCGCCCAAGCCGCAGCUGCUCGUGAAGUGGCGCUAAAGGAUCCCGAAGCCGCCCAGGACCGCUGCCGGGCGCUGGAGGCUGAACUGAAGAAUUUGUGUGAUGUGCGCGUGGAAGAAGCUCGGGGCCGCCAAGCGGAGGAGGAGAAGAUGAGGGCUCGGGAGGACGCCAUCAAGGAUCGUAACGCUGAGCUGGGGGAGCUGGCGAAGGCGCAGGCCACGGAGUGCAACCGGCUGGAGGAGCUCGAGCGGAAGGUGGAGGCGAAGAAGGCCAGUCUUGACGCCAAGGCGAAGAGGUCCCGUGCGGUGCCGAAGGCACUGUACGAGAAGGGCUUGGAGAGGCCGCUGACCACCGACGAGGAUGGCCCUGCUCAGCUGCUUCCCUACUUGGUUGUCGCGCUUGAGGAGGUUGUGAGCGGCAUCGGUCCUAUGGCCGAGGCGGAAGCCCGCGUUCUUUCCUCAGCUGCACUGAUGCGUGUCUUCAGUCACCUCCAUCUUCGCGAUCCAGCUGCCCGCCUGGACGAGCUGCUGGAGCCUGUGGACGAGGAGCAUUGUGCGGCCGCUGCUGCAACCGUGAAGGGCCAGGUGGAGGCCCUGCUGAAGAAGUUCCGCGGCUUCGCUCUCGCGCCUUCGACCGGCGGUGCUACCGUUCCUGCGGCUCCGGCUGGCGGUACAGGUGAAGGCGACGCCGCCAAGGGAGGAGCACCUCUUGUGGGUGAUGGCGGUGUCCAGGGGUGA